GCUCCCUCCCGUGUACACGCAAAGGCGACGGGCUCGGAAGGAUCGUGCACGGGCGGAGGGCCGCGUGGGUGGAAACCAUUUCCGACAGCGAUGGCGCAGUCGUGUCCCGAGAAGGAGAUGCUCCGUGCGCUCGAGACGGAGUGCAAGGUCGUUGUCAAAGUGACUAACGCCUCCAGACUCACGCUCUGCGAGCCGCGGGUCUUCAUCAAGUCAGGAUACUGCCAGUUUAAAUCUGACGAAUCCAUAAAGCCAAAGAAGCAUGCACUGUACGGAUUCCGAAAGAUGACGGCGAACAUCAAAGGCUGCCAUGGCAUCCUGGGCCUUCGCUUCCAGGGGACCGAUGAAUACUUUGUACUGCUCUUCAAAAACCCGUACUUGUACAACCGCAAAUUGUUCUCCCUCUCCAUUGAGAACAACCCUGGCAUUUGUGACAUCGACCUGCGGAAGCUACAAGAAAUGAGCAGGAAAGAGGUGAGCAAAGAUGGAAGGUUCGCAUGGUCGUAUGCGGGCUCCAAUUGUUUGAUUGUGAAAAGCAGAAUGCUGCAGGUUCAAGUGAAGGCAGCGAUGUCUGCAUCUGACGAGUCCGUUGUGUACAUGACGGUGACGGACGAAGGCACGGGCGAAGGCACAAACAAGCCGGUCACAAAAGAUUCCAGCGUCAGUGAUUUUAGUGCUAAAUUUCAAAACAGCAAGCCGGUCACAAAAUAUUCCAGCAUCAGUGAUUUGAGUGCUAAAUUUCAAAACAGCAAGCCGGUCACAAAAUAUUCCAGCGUCAGUGAUUUGAUUGAUACAUUUCGAAACAGCAAGCCGGUCACAAAAUAUCCCAGCGUCAGUGAUUUGAUUGAUAAAUUUCAAAACAGCAACUUAGGUAACUGAGCAUAGUGAAAGUGGGCUCGUUCAGUGCAGAUUUUCUUUGAUAACGCCUAAUAAGUACUAACGUUAAGCAUUCUGGUUAAUUAAGAAAAUGUAUCCACCUUGUGUAUGUGGGUGCACAGCCCUUUGUUUUUCCAUUUCUGGAAGACGGCCUUCCCAUUAUGUUGUUAUACGUGGUCGUUUGACCGCACUUCUCCAUGGUGAAUGGGCCGAGGCUCAGGAUUAGUUCAGAUAAUAACGACCGGGAAUAUAUCUUAGUUGGGAAGAUUUAUAGAGCAGCGCGCUAGCUCUUCAUUCUGCACAUGCAAAUAGCGUAAUUAGUCUUUUGGCAUGUUGGCCUUCGAGACAGCUCAACAGAUACCUCUGGUGCUCCAGCACUCCAACAGCAACAUAUAUCCACCUCUGCAGCGUGUACAUCCUUCCCCUACUACUACUGUGUGGCUCAGAGACUCGGUCAACGACAGCGUCACCGAGCCGGCAGAUGGAUAUCAGCGAGCGACGGACGUCACCAGCGCGGAGGUUCCACCUUCGCACACGCGGUGCGCCCAUCGAUGUUCCAACACGGAUAGAGCCAGGAGACUUUGGAUCUUCGGACACAGUGCCCGGUCGGACACCUCAGCCGGUGUUUAGUUUGUCGUCCUUCCCCCCGCACCUCCGAUUAGCACGAUAUCUGGUGAAAGCAGACAUGAUUCCUUGCAAAAGGUUUCAGUUUGGUGGUUUAACAUCUUAACACCUCUUUUAUUGCCAGAAAGGGUCAAACCGUUUCUUAUAUAUUGAUACUGGCAAGGGAGGUCCUAUGUCAAAGCAAAAAUGUUGUCGCUGUUGUAAUGCUUCCAGGUUAAAUAAUACUCAGAUGUAAGGUGUAGUUAAAUUGUACGAGGCAAAGUGUAAUUGUUGAAUAGCUGUAUGUUUAAGUGAUUGCUGUUGUAACUGUUAAUAUUGUGGUGACAGAGAACGCAUUACCCAAAGUUAGAUCUUAAAAUAGUUAAGUGUAAUCCAUAGAGUUAAUUAAAAAGGUAGUGUUAAGUGACAUACAUGUUUGGAUGUUAAUCUUGUUGUAUGUGUUAAACUUGACGU
This is a messenger RNA of Lethenteron reissneri (Far Eastern brook lamprey), 1950 nucleotides long. RefSeq lists its product as uncharacterized. Lineage: Eukaryota; Metazoa; Chordata; Hyperoartia; Petromyzontiformes; Petromyzontidae. The record is from RefSeq and is a predicted model, not a curated record.